Molecule: messenger RNA, 2081 nt
Organism: Fomitopsis serialis
Lineage: Eukaryota; Fungi; Basidiomycota; Agaricomycetes; Polyporales; Fomitopsidaceae
Product: RNI-like protein
Exons: 8
Coding region: 75-1916 (613 amino acids)
Biological process (GO): SCF-dependent proteasomal ubiquitin-dependent protein catabolic process
Cellular component (GO): SCF ubiquitin ligase complex
Source: RefSeq, a predicted model, not a curated record
CUUCCACCCUCUCCCCGGGACCGCUGGUGGCUUGAUAUUGACAAGGCCACCGACGACGACGCGUCCUACACAACAUGAGCCGCAGACCUAACAAUGUCCGCGGUCCCACCUCCGCGCUCACUGACUUUCUGCGGGAGUCGGGCAUCACCGCCACGACGAUCGCUCGCCGGGCGAGGACUCGCAUCCAGGAUGCGAACCAAGACCAGCCUGAAGCGGGGCCCAGCACUGCUGGUCAGGACCAGGACCAAGCGGCCGACGGGAGUCGAGAAGAACACGGGGCUACCGAGAACGGGGAUGGCUACGACUCCGACAACCUAGACGAGCCGGAGGAGGAGGCGCCCGCGCCGAAGAAGCGUAAACUGUCCAAGGCCGCGGAGGCGAAGCUCAAGGAGAAGGAAAAGGCGAAGGCGAAGAAGAAGGCGAAAAAGGGGGGCGAUGAUGAUGAUGACUACGACGACUCGGAUUACGAUCCGUACAAUGCCCUCUCGAAGAUGUGGAAGGGCGACCUGCCGAAGCCGCCCGUGGGCAGCUUCGAAAAGUGUGCGAAGUGCGCGACACAGUUCACCGUGACGAAGUACACGCUGGCGGCGAAUCCCCCGCCUGGCUGGCUCUGCCACCCCUGCGCGAAGUCAGGCGGCUCGGACCCGUUCAAGAAACCAGCUGCACCGAGGAAGCGCAAGGCCCCCGCAGACAGGCGAGUCGUGGUCCACUUCGAGGAGAGAAAGUUCCCGACUCUGGUGUCUCUAUGCAUAGAUCUCAUCAGUACGUAUAUCGACGACGUCGAAGCCUUGGGCGAUAUCGGUAACCUCAACAUGGACGAAAUCGCGAAGACAAUCUCGAAGAGCCGAAAACUUACGGCACAGAAUGCGCCAUUGUUCUACGACGUUCAGCAUACUCGGCUCAGUUUAUAUGAUGUGACCAACUUGGAACCCCCUGCGCUCUGCGCGCUCGCCAAUCUCAACCUCAAUCUGACACACCUGCGUCUUGACUAUUGCGGACGCAUCAACGACGAGGUGAUGACGCACUGGAAGACUGCUCUACCGAAUCUCAAGCGCCUCGAGCUGCUCGGUCCCUUCCUCGUCAGAACUCUCGCAUGGCAAGACUUCCUUCGGGCCCACCCAUCCCUCGAAGGCUUCCUCAUCACGCAAAGUCCGCGCUUCGACCUCGACUGUAUGCGCGCGCUCGUUGAGAGCUGCAAGGGUCUCAAAGAACUGCGUCUUUCCGAGAUCGGCCUCAUAGAAGACGCCUUCCUCAAGCUAUUGAAGCCCCUCGCCGGGACGCUCACCUCGCUCGAGAUCUCCAAGCCCGGUUCGGCUGGCACACCCGACCCGCUGAGCGAGGAGGCGCUCAUCGACCUCGUCGCCGCGGUCGGCGGCGCCCUCACGCACCUCGACCUCUCCUCCAACCGCGACCUCACCGACCAGUUCCUCUUCAAGGGCCUCAAGCCGCACAUGCGCCAGCUGACGUCGCUCAAGCUCGUCGGCACGCCCGAGCUGACGAACGCGGGCGUGGCAGAGUUCUUCGACACCUGGGUCGCGACGGCGCAGACGGCAGGCAAGGUGCCGAACCCACCCCUGGAGGUGAUCGACAUAUCGCGGAACCACCAGCUCGGGACGGACGCGCUGUUCGCGCUGCUGGAGCACUCGGGGCCUGCGCUGAGGCAUCUGAACGUGCACGACUGGAAGGAGACGUCGCAGGACUCGCUGCAGACGAUCGCUGCGCGCGCACCCAAUCUGCGGACGCUAGAUAUCGGCUUUUGUAGGGAGGUGGACGAUUGGGUUGUCAAGAGCCUGGUUGAGAGUUGUCAGACUCUCAGCGAGGUCAAGGUGUGGGGGUGCCAGAGGCUGACGGUGGGCUGUCCGCGUAAGCGGGGCAUCAAUAUUAUCGGCGUCGAGGCGGGUCAACUCGUCUCAUGACACGAGGCUUCCGUCCUACUCAGGAUCUAGGGGUGCUGACUUUUACCUGUCUAUUUCUUUGCCGUGUCUCUGCUGUCGGUUGCAUCGCUCUGAAGCCACCUAUCUAUGAAGCUGUAUAGAUGCACAAGUAUAUGACAUUUGGUCGCAUGUACAUUCAUCGUGGCA